CCGUAGGGGUUUUAUCAUGCGCUCCUCUGUUUACUUUUUGCUUAGAGAGAAGUCAUGUGCAGUAUUUAUUAGCUUCUACAGCUAGAUUGGUAGUUCUUAAUUGAAACAUUAAGUAAGUCUUGCAGUCUCCUAGGCGCUCAUAUGCGGUCCCUGAGCUAUGUUCAGCGUGUCAGCUUGGAUUUCACGGGGACCCUGUUCCCUCACGCAAUAUGCCUCGGAGAUGCCGAUAACGACUCGCUUAAUGAACUCGUCGUAGGUGACACUAGUGGAAAACUGCUCGUGUACAAGAAUGAUGAAUCCAAACCCUGGAUCACCAGAACGUGCGCGGGCAUGCUCACAUGCGUUGCAGUUGGAGAUGUCUGUAACAAAGGAAAGAACUUUGUAGUGGCUGUUGGAGCAGAAGGUUGGUUCAACCUGUUUGACCUGACAGGGAUUGGGUCAGGCAAGGCAGAAUCUUCCAGCCAGCAUGAAACUCUAUUCUCUGAAGACCAAAAGCCCAGUUUUACCCAGCACAUUCCUGCCAACACCAAAGUCAUUCUUAUUAGUGACAUUGAUGGUGAUGGACUGAAUGAGCUGGUAGUGGGCUACACAGAUCGUGUGGUGAGAGCAUUCCGUUGGGAGGAACCCUCUGAUUCCUCUGACCCCAGCACUGGACAGCUGGUCUUGCUCAAGAAGUGGCUCCUAGAGGGACAGGUGGACAGCCUGUCAGUCAACCCAGGCCCUGGGGGAUCACCAGAGCUGAUGGUGUCCCAGCCCGGCUGUGGCUACGCUAUUCUGCUCUGCUCCUGGACACAGCAGGCCUCUUCUGGCUCUGGAGACGAUGCCCCAGCCACACCAGCAUGUGAAGGCCCCUCUAGAGAUGUAAUUCUACAUCUAACCACUGGGCGGAUCCACAACAAGAACGUCUCCACUCAUCUUAUUGGUAGCAUCAGUCGAGGUUCCAAAGGUGACUCAUCAAAAUUUGGCCUUUUUGCUCUCUGCACACUGGAUGGUACCCUGAAGUUGAUGGACAGCUCAGAGCAGUUGAUGUGGUCAGUGCAAGUAGAUCACCAACUCUUUGCCCUUCAGAAGCUGGAUGUGACUGGCGACGGCAGUGAAGAGGUGGUUGCCUGCGCUUGGGACGGUCAAACUUACAUCAUUGACCAAAAUCGCACGGUCGUCCGCUUCCAGUUUGAUGAGAAUGUGAACGCAUUCUGUGCAGGCCAGUACACCUGCAAGGAUGGAAAGAACAGCCCAUGCCUGGUCUAUGUGAGCUUCAACCACAAGAUCUUUGUUUACUGGAGGGUGGAGCUGGAGCGCAUGGAACCCACCAACCUGCUCCGCGUUCUGGAGGAGCGAUCAGAGUUCAAGGCCCGGCUAGAGCAGCUGGGAGUGGACCCCGAGGACACCACAGCCGUGAGGGAGCUGGUUGGAGGUCUCCUCUAUGGAGAUGCACAGAAGAAGACCUCUUCUGAAUAACCAAUAGUACAAUUACUGAUAUACUGUCAUUUGUAAAUACUAUGUUAAUAAAGGCUGAAAUACACCCUC
Messenger RNA from Hypomesus transpacificus, 1527 nucleotides. It is a transcript of the gene itfg2, whose product is annotated as integrin alpha FG-GAP repeat containing 2. The transcript is spliced from 12 exons. Gene Ontology annotation, cellular component: KICSTOR complex. The record is from RefSeq and is a predicted model, not a curated record. NCBI's taxonomy places the organism in Eukaryota, Metazoa, Chordata, Actinopteri, Osmeriformes, Osmeridae. The coding region runs from base 142 to 1458 and encodes 438 amino acids. Gene Ontology annotation, biological process: regulation of TOR signaling.